GAAAGGAGGUGGGAGGCCUGUGGCGUCUAGGCCAGCUGGGUUUGGGAAUAACUUUGAUGCUACCGUCGAUAUUCCAUUGGAUACGGUUAACGAGGACUCUUCAAAGAAACAGAGGGAGCUUUCUGAUCGAGAAUCUGAGCUUAAAAAGAGAGAAAUGGAUAUUAAACGGAGAGAAGAUGCUGUUGCUAAAUCUGGUGUGAAGACAAACGAUAAAAACUGGCCACCGUUUUUCCCUAUUAUACACCACGACAUUGCUAACGAGAUACCAGUUCAUGCACAGAAACUGCAGUACCUGGCCUUUGCUAGUUGGUUGGGUAUAGUUUUGUGUCUCGUGUUCAAUGUCAUUGCGGUGAUAGUCUGCUGGAUUAAAGGCGGAGGUGUCAAAAUCUUUUUUCUGGCCACGAUCUAUGCGUUGCUUGGAUGUCCAAUUUCAUAUGUACUAUGGUACAGGCCUCUCUACCGAGCUAUGAGGACUAACAGCGCUCUGAAGUUCGGUUGGUUUUUCUUCUUCUACCUGGUUCACAUUGGGUUCUGCAUAUUUGCUGCCAUUGCUCCUCCUAUCAUUUUCCGUGGGCAAUCAUUGACGGGUGUGCUGGCAGCAAUUGAUGUAAUCAGAGGCAGUUUACUAGCCGGGGUAUUAACCAUGACCUCCUUUCUAUAUUCACCACAGCUCAAAAAAUUUUGUGGCCAACUGUUAACCAUGAAAUCUGGCUGUGAACCUAGCUUAACUUUGAUUCUUGCUGCAGAUCUUCUACUUUGUUGGCUUCGGUCUUUUCUGCUUGGAGUCGCUUCUCAGUCUGUGGGUUAUCCAGAAAAUAUACCUCUUCUUCAGGGGAAGCAAGUAAACAAAUGAAUAUACUAGAGGUAAUACCAUACUCCUACUAUACCACUCUCUUAGAAGGUUUGAUUAUAGUACUAUACUAUCUUGCAACUACUGUAAUUACCAUUUGUGCACUUGUCUACAAUAUUAUCCUGUUGUGUUUUGUUGUAUUAUGUGGUGAUGUGUUCUUUGGUUAGUAGUGGCAUGAGACAUACUCUCUGUUAUGUUAUUACGUUGAGGAUUGAAAAUAUUUUGGGGUUGCAAAAGAGUAUAGGUGAUCAAAAUUCCAAGCAAG
Eruca vesicaria subsp. sativa (arugula) is the source of this 1115-nucleotide messenger RNA. Lineage: Eukaryota; Viridiplantae; Streptophyta; Magnoliopsida; Brassicales; Brassicaceae. The record is from the annotation of a GenBank genome assembly.